Molecule: messenger RNA, 2745 nt
Organism: Bolinopsis microptera
Lineage: Eukaryota; Metazoa; Ctenophora; Tentaculata; Lobata; Bolinopsidae
Product: transient receptor potential cation channel subfamily V member 5-like
Exons: 13
Coding region: 27-2462 (811 amino acids)
Biological process (GO): calcium ion import across plasma membrane
Cellular component (GO): plasma membrane
Molecular function (GO): calcium channel activity; protein binding
Source: RefSeq, a predicted model, not a curated record
AGUAGCAUGUACUGUGAGAUGUAGGAAUGGGUAAGAGGAGCGGAGGGAGGGGCAGAAUAAACCCCGCCUUGACUGAGCUUGACAAACUGGAACUGGGCUUAUCUGAGGAGAAUACUCGCCGACCAGAUAAAGUUAUCAGCAACCGCUUAGUCGCGGACGUCAGCGCUUACAAGAAGCUACACAAAUGGAAGAAGACUGCAGAAGGUCGGGGCUUAGUCGAGCAGGACGGAGCUGCAGAUCCUCUCCUCGAGCUUUCUUGGGGUGCCCCUAAAAACAGAAAUUUAGCCCUACUUUUCUAUUUCUUUAAACUAGCGGAGAAUCCUACCACGAUAGCAAGUUUUGAGUACAUAGAUCAGUUGAUAGCGGCUGGGGCAGAUGUUAAUGCUCAGGACAGGAUCGGACAGACUUUAUUACACGAAGUAGCCAGGGAUUGGAGUGAUGAUGUGGCAGAUUAUCUUUUAUCCAAGGGAGCUCAUGUAAACAUUCCAGACUGCCAAGGCAGGACUCCACUCCACAUAGCCUGCAGAACAGAGAAUGAUAGUGUAGUAAGGUGUCUCCUAAACCACGGAGCUGCUAUGGAGGCACUGACUGCGGGCGAGUUACAAACACCCCUCCACUACGCUGCUAGACACGAUGCUGCUCAGGUUAUAGAGGUGCUGCAUGAGUUUGGGGCGGGGUUGAACCCCCGGGAUUACAAGGGGAGGACCCCCCUCUUGUUAGCUGCGGAGUUGGACCGCUCCGUUGCUGCUAUCCAGCUGUUGGAGGCUGGAGCCAAGGCUGGGAUCAUCGAUAAAACUGGUCUACAUACACUUUGUGCCAUGGUAGAGAAGAUGCCGGCUGUUGCUAACAAAGCUUUGGAUCAGUUCCACGUGACCAACCGAGGAAGUAGACAACAGUUCUUCUUCCUUAACUAUCUUGAACCUGAUCCUGACAUAGACGAGGUCUCUUUUCUUAACAUGUCCGUUCUCGGUGCUAUUGUAUCAGCAAAAGAACUAAAACUAAUGAACCACCCGGCUAUACGGGAGAUCAUCAAGAUAAAAUGGAGGAAAUUCGGGCAGUCCCGGUGUCUUAUAAACCUGCUGAUUUACGGAGUUUACCUAGCCUCCUGGACUUGUGUUGUCUUCAUCUACCAACCUUGGAGACUGGAGCAGAUGAAAAGUGGAGACAGCACCGCCACCACUGACGGGGCCAACAUUGCUUCCGUGUGUGUCGCUGUUAUCCUCUUCCUUUACUUGCUGAUAGAAGAGUUCAGGGAUGUUUACCAGAGCGAGACUACACACAGCAGAUACAAAGAAUGGAGGUCAAAACAAAUCGAGCGAGAUUUACAAUACGUACCUGAUAAGUUAACCGAGGAGAAGGAGUAUCUUCAAAAUCAAGCUGAAAUAGUUCGAAGUUCAAUCUCGAGAUACCGGCAAGAUCCGUGGAACUGGUUCGAUUGGCUUGGCUACGUUUCCAUGUUAAUCACUUCAGUCUGCGUCCUGACAUGUCUGUACGGAGAAAGUCUGAAAACGGGGCAUCUUGAGAGUUACAAACAGUUUGCUUUAUGGACGAGCAGAUUCAUGUGCAUUACUAUCGUCCUCAUCUGGUUCAAACUUUUCAAGUACGUGAGAGUGUACUCUUUUCUGGGUCCAUUUGUUGUGAUCCUAGUAAACACGAUACACGACAUAAUCAAGAUCUGUUUUGUGUUUGUUGUCUUCUUCGUGCCUACAGUCGCCGUGUUUUAUCAGUUUUACUCUCACAAAGACGGGGAGAGUUUUGGCGGCGUCAGAGAAACCAUCUUCACCGUUUUCAGGAUGUUGCUAGUGGACGACUACGGUUACGAAGAAAUGACGAAUUUAAAAUUCGACAUACCCGUUGGUGAAACUACAGUAAUAGUUAAGCCAGAAGUCAGCUGGACUGACUUUCUUGUUUGUUAUUGGUUGCUAGUGGGAGCAAUCAUUAUACUGAACUUGUUUAUCGCUCUGAUGUCUGACACGUUCCAACGAGUGUUUGAUAACGCAGCGGAGGUGGCUUUACUGGAGAGAGCCACUAUCAUCUGCAACAUCGAGAGUAGCUUACCAGACAACAGGAAACGCAAGUUUCUCAGGUAUUUGAAAGAGAAGUGUGCCCCACUAGAAGCUUACUACGAUGAUGAUGAAGAUGAGGACGAGGAAGGGGAGGUCAAAAAAUUCACAGAACAGACUUCAUGUCAGACGUUCGAGUUAGUAAAGACGGUACAAUCUGAUCUGGACGGAUGGAAAGAGGAAGUUAUCCACGAGAUGAAGUCCCUUGUAGCAGAACAGGUGGUCACUCAGCGGGAGGAAAUCAGCAAACUCCAGGAAAGUGUCCGACAACUGACUCGAGUGCUGGAGGCUCAGAGUAACUUUAAAAAGGGAUUGGGUCAGGGUAGUGGUAGUAGUGGGAAGAGGAGUGGGGGAAGGAGUAGAAGUGGUCCGAGAUCAUCGGGGGACGGGAAAAGGUGAGCUCAGUCAUUGACAAAGGUCAAUGACAGGAACUGUUGACUACGUUUGAUUUUAUUGCAGAGUGAAAUAUGAUAUUUGUGGUUUUGGGAAUGAGAAGAUAUGGGCAGCAGAAUUGCAAUAGGCAUGCACCUCGGUUGUUUGUACAAACGUUUAUCUGACGGACAAUUUUAUUUGUUUAUUUAAUUUCAUAAGUUUUGACGCUUUUUAUAGAAGUGAGCUCGCAUAUCUUAUUUGAGAAGAGAAUAUCAUCAUUAUAUUUUAUCAAUAUCAUGUCUGAAUUUCU